UGAGGCUUGUGCAACAUGAGGUGAAGUCGACCAGGUUACUACCAUCAUAAUGACACUGCAUGAGAUUCUGAAUGAGGACCAUCAAAUGUUUGACCCCUCUGGUUCACGACAGUAUUCACUAUGACUGGCAGAGCAAGCGAACAUGGUGCAGAGGGAUUGCAACACAUUAUUAAUCUGCACAAACAAAAUGAUACUGAGAAACUACAUAGUCACACUGGAUUUACUUGUUAUAAUCAUCUCUACGUAGCAGAAGGUAGAGAGCCUGCAGAACAACUGUGGAAACCAUAGCAUUCCAUGCGAGAGUUGUAUAGACAACGUCACGAAUACGGU
Aspergillus welwitschiae is the source of this 330-nucleotide messenger RNA. RefSeq lists its product as uncharacterized. The coding region runs from base 121 to 288 and encodes 55 amino acids. Lineage: Eukaryota; Fungi; Ascomycota; Eurotiomycetes; Eurotiales; Aspergillaceae. The transcript is spliced from 4 exons. The record is from RefSeq and is a predicted model, not a curated record.